Molecule: messenger RNA, 3507 nt
Organism: Sinocyclocheilus rhinocerous
Lineage: Eukaryota; Metazoa; Chordata; Actinopteri; Cypriniformes; Cyprinidae
Product: cell migration-inducing and hyaluronan-binding protein-like
Exons: 18
Coding region: 1-2703 (900 amino acids)
Source: RefSeq, a predicted model, not a curated record
AUGAAGUUGUUUGUGUGUGUACAUCCUCCAGGUAAACCUGCGUACCUUCACAUCGGAGAGGAGGUGGACGGUGUGGACAUGCGGGCAGAGGUCGGACUGCUGACUCGCAACAUUUUGAUCAGAGGUGAGAUGGAGCCGACCUGUUACGGCAAUGAAGCCUGCAAGUUCUUCUCCUUCGACACGUUUGGUGGCCAUCUUAAGGCAGAGCGAGGUUUCUGCUCGGUGCAUGUGGAAGGGGUGGAGUUUAAGCACAUGGGGCAGCAGUCUAUGGGUCACUACCCAGUCCACUUCCAUAUGAACGGGGAUGUGGAUGAGAAGGGAGGCUACGACCCGCCAACUUAUGUGAAAGACCUGUCCAUUCAUCACACCUUCUCCCGAUGCGUCACAGUCCACGGCACCAACGGCCUGCUGGUGAAGGAUGUUGUCGGCUAUGAUGCUUUAGGACACUGUUUCUUCACUGAGGAUGGACCGGAGGAGAGGAACACGUUUGACCAUUGUCUGGGUCUGCUGGUGAAGGCGAGCACACUGCUGCCCUCCGACCGAGACAGCAAGAUGUGCCGGGACAUAACCAACGGAGCUUAUCCUGGAUACGUGGCCAAACCGCGCCAGGACUGCAGCGCCACCUCCACCUUCUGGAUGGCUAACCCCAAUAACAAUCUCAUCAACUGUGCUGCGGCCGGAUCCGAGGAAACAGGAUUCUGGUUCAUUUUCCACCACGUCCCCACCGGUCCAUCAGAGGGCAUGUAUUCCCCCGGCAAGUCCGAACAUACACCCAUGGGGCUGUUCAUUAAUAACAGAGCUCAUUCCAAUUACAGGGCGGGGAUGAUCCUCGAUCAUGGAGUAAAGACGACUGAGGCUAAUGCGAAGGACAAGAGACCCUACCUCUCCCUCAUAGGAGCGAGGUACGGCCCACACCAGGAUGCAGACCCCUUCAAACCACGAGUCCCUGCUCUAGUUCACCAUUUUGUGGCCUACAAGAACCAGGACCAUGGUGCAUGGCUGAGAGGAGGAGAUGUUUGGCUGGACGAUUGCCAGUUCGCUGAUAAUGGAAUCGGCCUGACUCUCGCCAGUGGAGGAACCUUCCCGGAUGACGACGGCUCACGUCAGGAGGUGAAGAACUCUCUGUUUGUGGGAGAGAGCGGGAACAGAGGGAUGCCCGACUUGAAUGAUCAAUCCUGGGGUCCGGGCGGCCCCGAUCAUCUCGGCAGGUCUCUGCCCAGAGGAGUGGACUUCCCCAUUCGUGGAAUGCAAAUCUACGACGGGCCGAUCAACAUCCAGAACUGCACUUUCCGCAAAUUCAUCGCUCUCGACGGGCGACACACCAGCGCUUUUGGCUUCCGCCUGAACAACUCGUGGCAGAGCUGCCCGAACAACAACGUCACCGACAUCACCUUCGAUGACGUGCCGAUUACUUCACGCGUGUUCUUUGGUGCACCGGGCCCCUGGUUCAACAAGAUGGAGAUGGAUGGCGACAAGACAACCAUUUUCCACGACAUCGACGGCUCGGUGAGCGAAUACCCGGGCGCUUUCCUAGUCAAAGAGGACAACUGGCUCCUGAGACACCCCGACUGCAUUGACAUCCCCGACUGGAGAGCUGCCAUCUGCAGCGGGCACUACGCCCAGAUUUACGUCCAGACCCGAAACCCAGCCAGCCUGAACAUGAAGAUGGUGAAGGAUGAGUAUCCAGACAAGCCUCUGGAGCUGGUUGGUGCUCUGGGAAAGAGGAACCACUACCAGCAAUUCCAGCCUGUGGUCAUGCUGGGUAAAGGAUACACCAUGCACUGGGACCAAGCGGCUCCUGCCGAGGUCACCAUCUGGCUCAUCAACUUCAACAGAAAGGACUGGAUAAACAUGGGCAUCUGCUACCCUAAAGGCACUGAAUUCACCAUAAUCUCCGACAUCCACAACCGCCUCACCAAAGAGACGAGGAAGACCGCGGUGUUCAUGAGGACCACUCAGAGAGAAAAGAUGGGCCACUCUCACCAGACGAGAGGAUAUUACUACUGGGAGGAGGACACUGGGCUGCUCUUCCUUCAAAUCAAAGCGCACAAUGAGAAGGAAGACUUAGCGUUCUGCUCGGUGAAGGGCUGUGAAAGAGUGAAGAUCAAAGCGCUGAUUCCCCCCGGCAGCGGCCCCAGUGACUGCAUGGCUGAAGCCUACCCCAGAUACACCGAGAUGCCCGUCGUAGAUGUGCCUAUGCCCAAAAAACUGCCUCGCUCCAAACUGCCUCACACACCGGAGCACUUCCUUGAAGUCAAACUGGAGUCAUAUAACACACGCUUCUUCCACAUCAAAGAGGACUUCGCCUAUACUGAGGUGUAUGGAAAGAAGAUCUACCAAUCAGAGGAUGGCAUUCAUCUGACUGUAAUCGACGGCCACAGCGGUAAAAUCCUGGAGUCGAAAGGCUUCAGGAACUCAAUCCUGAUGGGAAUUCCAGCUCAGCUAGAGAACUACAUUACCAACCUCAAAGACGAGUCAGUGGUUUUGAUCACCUCUAAAGGGAAACUGAUCACCAGAGGGCCAUGGACUAAAAUUCUCGAUACCCUCGGAGCAGACCAGACGGUGAAGUUGAAAGACAAACUCGCCUUUGUGGGCUUCAAAGGCUCCUUCCGGCCGGACUGGGUGAGGAUGAGUGUUGAUGAAGAGCGGGCCAAACUCCACCAAGUGCUGCCCAUCCCUGUGAUUAAGAUGAUGAAGCUAUGAAGACGAGCGACACACGCCGCAGGACAUCUCAAUCUUGCAGUAGCAGCACUACUGGACGAGCCCAGCUACAGCCGCACGCCAGGACCAAUCACAGCCCAGCAUGUGUUUAUGUUACCUAGCAACCCCUCCCAGCGGAUUCCAUUGUAUGUGACAACGUGGACGUUGUGAUUUUUGGAUCGUGUCGUCAGUUGAUUAUACUUGUUUCGACGGGAGAAAAACAAGAAAAAAAAACUAAUAACGAUCGCGACAUUCCUUGUUUUUGUCCCUCUCGGUGAUGUUUGCCUUCGUGUUUCAACAUGUUUUUUCUAAAUAUGUACAAAAACAGGUUUCAGAUUGUAAAUGUCAUGAGGUUUUCCCAUUUUAAUUGUCACGCACAAGAGUUGGUUUCGUUUGUGUUGAACGAGAGAGCCAGCAAAAAAAAACAACAACAAUCCGGCCUUAAAGGAACCGGUCACUCAAAAAUGAAAAUUUCACUCAUUUAUUUACACAUCAUGUCAUUCGAUGUAACAACAAACAAAAUUUUCCAAGCAUAACUUCUGAAAGCACCAUACAAGUUCAAGACGCGUGAAAAAAUAUGGACACAAUUCUCAUUUUCCGGUGAACCGUUCCUUUAAAUUUGAAUAGUCAAGAAUGGAUUUGAAUCUGAGCAUUAGUAGAUGUCAGUCUAUCAUAAAAUGAUCAAAUCUGUGAUGAAUUGGCUUUUCUUCCAUUUGGCAAGAAGUACGACAUUGUCCCUUUGCCGAAAUAGCUGGUCUUUUUUCGGAGAUUGUAAUUUGUUAGUGUUUUUGUAUGUUUUGUGUGUUU